UCUCCCCGAGUCUGGAUUGGCCGUCUUCAGCCAAAUCCUCUUCAAUGACUUCGAACCCGAGUGUUUAGACAAGGAGGAGGAGGGUGUCCGUUCGUAAUUGUGUCGGGGGGAGAGGACUGAGCCCCUCCGUCCACCAGCACGCCAUCAUCUCAUUCAGGAGCUUUACCCGAGGAAGGAGUGCUGUUUGACGGCGCGGCGCGUCGGAAUCCGCAUCCGCCGGUGGAAAGUGGGCUUAAAUAAGACCCAGGUUUGCAUCGAACGCUCGAAUUUUGCGCUAAUUCUGCUUUAAAGAAAAACAUCUUUCCGUAUUUUUUAUUAUUUUUCAUAUUUUUUACGGAGCAACGUCCAGCGGAGAUGGCACACAUCGCUACGGGACACGGUGUUUUUUCCUGAUUGAACGCAUCGUUGCAGGAUCUGAUUGAUUGGGAAUCCAAUAUAUAUAGUAAUCAAAAAUCUCAGUUUUUGAUAUCCGAAAAGGCGUUUCUUGCAGGUUAGUGGAGGUAUUUGGAUGUAUUUGCAUCACAUCAAUAUUUCAACAGCCUGUUGAAAAUCAGGGAUUUUGACGCACGUUUGGAGAAUGAAUUCGUAUUUUAACACAAUCACGCGAUUGAGGUUAGGUUGAACAAGUUUUCUUUUCUUAAGUGCAAAGAAAAGGACAUUUCCAAGUCAGUAUUUUAGAAACUGAGACGUAUCCUUGGGUGAAACAUGGCUAAAACCCCUGCAGAGGGUGUGCAGGACGACCUGAGCCAGCUGCAGGACGAGGAGCUGCACCGCUGGAGCAAAGAGGACCUGGCCAGGAAACUGCGCAGGGUGGACGGGGAGAAGAUGCAUUUAAUGAUCGAGCACGGCAACAUGAUGAAAGACAUCAACCGGAGGCUGCAGGUGCAUCUGCACGAGAUCCGCAGCCUGAAGGAGAUCAACCAGAAGCUGCAGGACGACAACCACGAGCUGAGGGAGCUGUGCUGCUUCCUGGACGACGACCGGCAGAAGGGCAAGAAGCUGUCCCGGGAGUGGCAGCGCUUCGGCCGCCACACCGCCAGCGCCAUGUGGAAGGAGGUGGGUGGAUACAUGCUGAAGCUGAAGGAGCUGGAGGCCAACCAGGACACCGUGCUGAGGGAGAACUCUGAGCUGAAGGAGAUCAUCCUCAUGCUGGACGAGGACCGCAGCGGGGCCGGCUCCAGGAGCUCCAUAGACAGCCAGUCCAGCCUGGGCCACCUGAACGGGGGGUCGGGCACGGUCAGGGAUGUCGGGGAUGGGAGCAGCACGUCCAGCACCGGCAGUGCCGGCAGUCCAGACCACCACAACCACAAUAACCACACACACAAGCCCUCGGAGAACAGUAAGCUGGCUCCCACCAUCAUCAGGAGGUCCAUGGAUGACCUGUCGGCACCCCACCAUCACCGGAGUAUCCCCAAUGGCCUAAACGAUUCCUCGUCCAACUACAUCAGGCAGUUGGAGACAAAAGUGCGGAUACUGGAGGACGACAACAAUAAGCUCCUCACGCAGGCCCAUAACCGCUAUAGCUUAUCACAAAUACAGACAAAAAAGCAGUGUAACCCAGGUGACCUUCGUGCUCUGAGGAAGGGAAUGACUCUGUACCACUCAGAGUCCCAGCUGUCCUCGCUGCCCCAGCGCCAGGAAGCCAUGCAAAUGGGUACAAGCCGUCUCCCUACCAGCGAAUCCUCUCCCGCCACGGGCUACCUGUCCUGCGUCCAGAAGCCCGAGGCCGUGGUGCAUGCCAUGAAGGUGCUGGAGGUCCAUGAAAAUCUGGACAAGCAGGCUCCCGAGGACUACGAGGAAGAUCUCAGUGAGAAAGAGAAGGCCAUUGUGCGAGAGAUGUGCAACGUGGUUUGGAGAAAACUGGGCGAUGCCGCAGGAUCAAAGCUGUCCGUCCGACAGCACCUCUCUGGGAACCAGUUCAAGGGGCCGAUGUAGCCCGGCAACCGGCGACGCGUCGACAGAUCAGGAUCCCCAGUACUUCCUCCCCUUACACCGCCAGCCCCGCCUCCACGCCACCCAUCAACGCCCACUCCCACCAACACUCCUGAGACCGGCUGAGACGGCUACAGAAAGAACUCGGUCGUCCAUAUUUAACUUGUAUGACAUGUUUUUAUCUCUCAAAGCUUACGUUGACAACUGGCAGCUAGUUUCACCUCUUUUCUGCGUUGAUCACAUGAGUAGCAUCCUCUAUCUUCAAAUGGCUACAAAUGUGCCACCGGUUUUAGCUUGUUUUGUUUCCCAGAGCAUAGUUGUGCGAUUUAUAAACUGGCAAUGCAACACAUUUCAAACACAGACCGUGCUGCUGGAAUGAAAGGGUGGUAUGUUCAGAUAAGUCUUGAUAGUACCUCCUGUAGAAACCUUAGCUCAUGUCAAAUGUACCCGCCCACCUACCCACUCUAGUGGUCAACAAGUAUAAGUAGGAUUAGCCUUCUAAACUGUUAACUGAGUGAAACUCCCUGUGAUCUAGCACCUUUUGCUCUUAAGUCUAUGGAUAACUCCAUCUAGGGAUCACUGUUAACUCGUGUAUAUUAUGUAUAAAACCAUAGCACUACUUCAUUGUUACUGUUGAUUUUACUUUGAUCUAUUUUGUAUUCUAGCGUGGCCAUUCGAUCAAUAAUUCAGUUUUUAAAAAGCACACAAAAUCCAGAGCUUAAACAGGGUUUGCUUUAUUAAAACAGUAUUUUUUUUUUGUCUUUUCUUCAUGAAUUGUUAGUAUUUCUUCUCUCCGUAACCUCUGAAAAUGUAUCAAGGCCAUUCUGAAUCUACAGUUUCCAUUGAUUGAUGGAUAGAUAACUUUUUUGGAGGGGGGGACUAACUGAAAAAUUGUAUGCUGUGUGCAUGCUGGACAAUCAUUUUCUCAGGUUGGGAGGGCUAAAGCUUUACCUUCACCCAUCCGUGACUUUGUGUGUGUGUGUACGAGUGUGCGCGUGUGUGAAUGUGUGUGUGUGGUGGCUGGUUCUUUUGCAGCUCUAGCAUCUGCCUGUGAAUCCUCAUCUAGCUGUUGAACUCUGGUUUCAACACAGUUCCAGACUGUCCAAGACAUUUUCUGAAUCCACACAAAAACUAGUGCACCAUUAACUGCAAUAAUAUUUUAAAGGUCCAGAAAUACACUCCUUGUACACUUUUUUUUUUAAAGACUUAUAAAAUGAGGCCCUUUCCAUUUGUGGAUUCAGCAGAUGUGUUCAAGCAGUCUACAAUUUCUUUUUUUUGUCUUAGAAUAUGAGAAGUAAGUCUUCCUUUUGAUAUCUCCACACCAUCAUACACUAACAAAACCAGUAUUUCUUGAUGUCAGAAUGAGCAAACAAAAGUUUGUAAAUGUAUUUAUCGUCAGGUGUAAAAUAGAGACCGGAGAGCUAUCGGUUACUGAGCGAUCCAUCUUUUUCAAUCGAUCGCAUCGACAGAUUGGUUCAGUGACCGUCUUCCCACGCUCCCCCGUCUCUAGUGCUAUUUGUUCCAAAUUAGAACAUUUCUCAGACUGACCAUCGUUUUAAAAAUGGGUCCAAAAAGAAGAAAAAAAAAACGAAAUUAAUCAGAGGAUUAUUUUUUAAAAGUGUCCUUUUUUCUAGGAACUGAUCUAAAGCCAUGAUACAGUUUUGAAUAUUUAAUAAAUGGCAUUUGAUUUGAGAUGUGCCACGUUUUCUUUCACUGUGUAUUGAUUUGGAACCCAAUAAUUCUUUUUUGUACACCUAUGAUGCUUUCUUUUCCACCUCUAUGCUAAAACCACAGUACAGAUCCCUAGAAUCUGCAGCAUAAAUGUAUAUUCCUGUAGCAACUAGCAUGACUGUAACUUCUUUACAUGAAAUUCAAUGAUAUGAACAUUUGGCAGGUGAAAUCAACAUGGAAAUAGGUCAUUUUUAGAAAAAAAAAAUAUGGGAAGAAAAAAAUAAACAAGUUGCUUAACAAUGCCAUGA
Messenger RNA from Cololabis saira (Pacific saury), 3911 nucleotides. It is a transcript of the gene ccdc85cb, whose product is annotated as coiled-coil domain containing 85C, b. The transcript is spliced from 7 exons. The record is from RefSeq and is a predicted model, not a curated record. Bases 706 to 1935 code for a protein of 409 amino acids. NCBI's taxonomy places the organism in Eukaryota, Metazoa, Chordata, Actinopteri, Beloniformes, Belonidae. Gene Ontology annotation, cellular component: apical junction complex.